Tachysurus fulvidraco (yellow catfish) is the source of this 15393-nucleotide messenger RNA. It is a transcript of the gene ryr1a, whose product is annotated as ryanodine receptor 1a (skeletal). Lineage: Eukaryota; Metazoa; Chordata; Actinopteri; Siluriformes; Bagridae. Bases 85 to 15324 code for a protein of 5079 amino acids. Gene Ontology annotation, molecular function: ryanodine-sensitive calcium-release channel activity; protein binding. Gene Ontology annotation, cellular component: smooth endoplasmic reticulum; Z disc; sarcolemma. The record is from RefSeq and is a predicted model, not a curated record. The transcript has 107 exons. Gene Ontology annotation, biological process: intracellular calcium ion homeostasis; calcium ion transmembrane transport.
ACACACACACACACACACAGAAUGCAGGCUUGGGCAGUGAACAGUGUGUGAGACAGUUUGUGUGAGUGAUAAAGGGAACACACCAUGGCUGAAGGUGGGGAAGGAGAUGAAGAGAUUCAGUUUGUACGGACGGAGGAUCAGGUGGUGCUGCAGUGUACAGCCACUAUACUGAAGGAACAGAUUAAACUCUGCUUGUCCUGUGAGGGUUUUGGAAAUCGACUCUGCUUCCUCGAGGCAACAUCUAAUGCUCAGAAUGUCCCACCUGAUCUGGCCAUUUGUGUCUUCAUCCUGGAGCAGUCGUUAUCUGUACGAGCUCUACAGGAGAUGCUCUCUCACACCAGCGAGGAUGUGGAUUUGGAUAAAUGGUCUUCACAAGGUGGAGGCCAUCGGACGCUGCUGUAUGGACACGCCAUCCUGCUCAGACACACACACUCGGGCAUGUAUCUGAGCUGUUUGACAACAUCACGGUCUCUCACAGACAAACUGGCCUUUGACGUGGGCUUACAGGAAGAUUCGGCAGGUGAGGCAUGUUGGUGGACGAUCCAUCCUGCUUCCAAACAGAGGUCAGAGGGUGAGAAGGUCAGAGUGGGUGAUGACCUCAUCCUGGUCAGUGUGUCAUCGGAAAGAUACCUGCAUCUGUCCUAUGCGAGUGGAGAUCUGAUGGUGGACGCCUCCUUCAUGCAGACUCUGUGGAACGUCAACCCGGUGUCCAGUGGAUGUGAGCUGGUUGAAGGGUAUUUAACUGGAGGAUACGUGCUUCGGCUCUUUCACGGACACAUGGAUGAGUGUUUAGCCAUUCCUGCUGCUGACCAGGGGGAUGAGCGCAAAAAUGCCCAUUAUGAGGGAGGAGCUGUGUGCAGUCAUGCAAGAUCUCUGUGGAGACUCGAGCCUCUCCGCAUUGGAUGGAGUGGUGGUCAUAUUAAAUGGGGGCAGCCUUUUAGAGUGCGUCACAUCACUACGGGGCGAUAUCUGUGUUUAGAUGAUGAAAAAGGGCUGUUGGUGGUGGAUCCAGAGAAAGCGAAUACACAGAGCUCUGCAUUCUGCUUCCGAGCCUCAAAGGAGAAGACAGAAGUGGCUCAGAAGCGUGAUGUAGAAGGGAUGGGUGCUCCAGAGAUAAAGUAUGGGGAGUCCAUGUGCUUUGUGCAACACGUAGCUACAGGCCUGUGGCUCACCUACGCCUCUGUAGAUGCAAAAUCUGCUCGUCUGGGGCCUGUGAAGCGGAAGGCAAUUCUUCAUCAGGAAGGUCACAUGGAUGAUGCGCUGACUGUUGCUCGCUCACAGACUGAAGAGUCUCAGGCUGCUAGAAUGAUCUACAGCACUGCUGGACUCUUCACUCAGUUCAUAAAAAGUUUAGACUCUCUGAGUGGAAAGAAUAAAAGCAGCGCUCCACCACCACCACCACCACCACCACCACCUCUCCCACUGGAUUCUGUUGUCCUCUCGCUCCAGGAUCUGAUCUUCUACUUCAGAUCACCAGAGGAGGAGCUGGAGCACGAGGAGAAACAGAGCAAACUGAGAUCUCUCAAAAAUCGACAGAAUCUGUUUCAGGAAGAGGGGAUGAUAACUCUGGUGUUGGACUGCAUUGAUCGUCUGAAUGUCUACAACACUGCAGCUCAUUUUUCCGAGUUUGCUGGAGAGGAGGCAGCUGAGUCCUGGAAGGAGAUUGUAAACCUGCUCUACGAGCUGCUGGCGUCUCUGAUUAGAGGGAACAGGGCAAAUUGCGCACUCUUCUGUGACAAUCUGGACUGGCUGGUCAGCAAAUUAGACCGACUGGAGGCGUCAUCAGGCAUCCUGGAAGUGCUGUACUGUAUUCUCAUCGAAAGCCCCGAGGUGUUAAACAUCAUCCAGGAGAACCACAUCAAGUCCAUCAUUGCUCUGCUGGACAAACAUGGACGUAAUCACAAGGUGUUGGACGUACUUUGCUCUCUGUGUGUGUGUAACGGUGUGGCUGUGAGGUCUAAUCAGAAUCUCAUCACAGAGAAUCUUCUGCCACGUCGUGACCUUUUGCUCCAAACACAAAUCAUUAAUUAUGUCACAAGCAUGAGACCAAACAUCUUCCUCGGGACCUGUGAAGGAUCCACACAGUAUAAAAAGUGGUAUUAUGAACUGAUCGUGGAUCACGUGGAGCCGUUCCUGACGGCCCAGGCAGGUCACCUGCGGGUGGGCUGGGCACUGACCGAGGGUUACAGCCCAUACCCCGGGGGAGGAGAGGGUUGGGGCGGUAAUGGUGUAGGAGACGACCUCUACUCCUACGGCUUUGAUGGCCUCUGUCUGUGGUCGGGACGUGUUCCUCGACACGUGGCAUCGCCCAGUCAGCACAUUCUGGCUGCAGAAGAUGUUGUGAGCUGCUGUCUGGACCUCAGUGUGCCCAGUAUCUCAUUUCGCAUUAACGGGCAUCCUGUUCAGGGCAUGUUUGAGAACUUCAACCUAGACGGCCUCUUCUUCCCUGUUGUUAGCUUCUCUGCUGGAAUCAAGGUCCGGUUUCUUCUGGGAGGGCGACAUGGAGACUUUAAGUUUGUUCCGCCGCCGGGAUACGCGCCGUGCUACGAGGCCGUACUGCCUAAAGACAGACUUCGUAUCGAGCCCAUUAAGGAAUAUAAAAACGACUUGAAUAACGACGUGAGGAACCUGUUGGGUCCAACACAGUCUCUGUCCCACACGGCCUUCACCCCCAACCCUGUGGACACUGUACAGAUUGUUCUUCCUCCACAUUUGGAGCGGAUCAGAGAAAAGCUGGCUGAGAACAGUCAUGAGCUCUGGGCUGUAACUCGUAUAGAACAGGGCUGGACUUAUGGACCUUUCCGUGAUGAUAAUAAAAAGCUGCAUCCGUGUCUGCUGGACUUCCAGAGCCUUCCAGAGCCAGAGAGGAACUACAACCUGGCCAUGUCUGGAGAAACACUCAAAACUCUUCUUGCGCUGGGUUGCCAUGUUGGAAUGGGAGAUGAGAAAGCAGAGGAAAAUUUAAAAAGGAUCAAACUGCCCAAAACCUACACACAGAGCAACAGCUACAAACCUGCCCCUCUGGACCUGAACCAUGUUAAACUGACCCCCAACCAGAACACACUGGUGGAGCGACUCGCUGAAAACGGGCACAACGUAUGGGCACGUGACCGAGUGCGACAGGGCUGGACAUACAGCAUCGUACAGGACAUAGUGAACAAGAGGAACCCACGCCUCGUACCAUACAAUCUCCUGGAUGAGAAAACCAAGAAGACAAACAGAGACACUGUGUGUGCUGCGGUUCGAACCUUGAUCGGUUACGGCUACAACAUCGAGCCUCCAGACCAGGAGAGCAGCGGCCAUGUCGGUAACGGGACUAGGAAUAAGAUCCGCGUGUUCAGGGCUGAGAAGUCGUACGCUGUGACUCAGGGAAAAUGGUACUUUGAGUUUGAGGCAGUGACUGUGGGUGAGAUGAGGGUCGGCUGGGCGAGACCCAAUGUCCACGCUGAUACGGAGCUCGGGGCAGAUGAUCUCGCCUAUGUCUUUAACGGCUGUAAGGCUCAGCGUUGGCAUGUGGGCAGCGAGCCCUUUGGUCGUCAGUGGCAGCCCGGAGACGUCGUGGGCUGCAUGAUCGAUCUUGCCGAGCAGAAUAUCAUGUUCACACUGAACGGAGAGAUGCUGAUCAGUGACUCCGGUUCUGAGAUGGCCUUCAAAGACAUUGAGAUUGGAGAAGGUUUCGUUCCUGUGUGUAGUCUGGGCCUCUCUCAGGUGGGCCGUCUCAACCUGGGCCAGAACGUCGGCAGCCUGCGAUAUUUUACUAUCUGUGGCCUGCAAGAAGGCUUCGAGCCCUUCGCCAUUAACAUGAAGAGAGACAUCACCACGUGGUUCAGCAAAAGCCUGCCACAGUUCAUUCCUGUUCCCACUGACCACCCUCACAUCGAGGUAUCCCGUGUGGAUGGCACAGUGGACAGCGCCCCCUGUCUGAAACUGACCCACAGGACAUAUGGAUCCCAGAAUGCCAAUACGGACCUUCUCUUCUUCAGACUGAGCAUGCCCAUCGAGUUCCACGAGGUGUUUAAGGUAGAGGCAGGGGCGACACCACUGACACGUGCCCUCACCAUCCCUGAGGACGAGGCCCUGGAGGUUGACCCCAACUCUGAGUAUGAGCUGUUAAAGAAGAGCGCCACUCGUAAAGAGCAGGAGGAGAAAGAAAAGGAAGUGUCUGUAGCCAAAGAUCUGCCAGGCACCAAGGAGGUGGAGAACGAGAAGGACACCACUACAGAGAAGAGCAAAAAGAGGGGAUUUUUCUCCAAAGCGAAGAAAGCUGCUUUUAUUGCUCCUCCACCUGUUGUUCCCACUGUCCCUCGUCUGGUGGUGGAUGUUGUCCCCGAUGAUCGGGACGAUGUGGAUAUUAUUUCCAGCACAACUACAUACUACUACUCAGUGCGUAUAUUUGCAGGACAGGAGCCCAGUGGCGUGUGGGUCGGUUGGGUUACUCCUGAUUACCAUCAGUACGACCCUCACUUUGAUAUCAGUAAAGUGAGAAAUGUCACAGUCACUGUGGGUGAUGAUAAAGGCAACAUACAUCACAGUAUGAAACGCAGUAACUGUUACAUGGUGUGGGGGGGGGAGUUCAGCGGCUCGCAGCAAACACGCAUCACUCAGGAGGACUUUGUAAUCGGCUGCCUUGUGGAUCUGGACACGGGUCUCAUGACCUUCACAGCCAAUGGGAAAGAGGUGAACACCUUCUACCAGGUGGAGCCCAACACCAAACUCUUCCCUGCGGUUUUCUGUUUGCCGUCCAGCCAGAACAUGCUGCAGGUGGAGCUCGGCAAGCUCAAGAAUAUCAUGCCUAUCUCGGCAGCCAUGUUUCGGAGCGAUCAUAAGAAUCCGGUCCCGCAGUGCCCCCCCCGCCUCGAUGUCCAAAUGCUGACCCCGGUGAUCUGGAGCCGCAUGCCAAACCACUUCCUGUCUCCUGAGACGGGCCGUGCUAGUGAGAGACUUGGCUGGAUGGUGCAGUGCACUGAGCCGCUCACCAUGAUGGCACUACACAUUCCUGAGGAAAACAAGUGUAUUGAUAUCCUGGAGCUUUCGGAGAGUACCGACCUGCUGAAGUUUCACUACCACACACUGAAACUGUACGGCUCGGUGUGUGCUUUGGGAAACAACCGUGUGUCUCACGCCCUCUGCAGCCAUGUGGACGAGUCUCAGCUCUUCUAUGCUAUAGAGAACCAGUACCUGCCCGGCCCGAUCCGCAGCGGCUACUACGACCUGCUCAUCUCCAUGCACCUGGAAUCAGCCAAGAGGAACCGCCUUAUGACUAACCGGGAGUUCAUCGUGCCCAUGACAGAUAAGACGCGCUCCAUCACGCUGAGGGCUCACACACUUCCUGCUGUUGGAUGCUCAACCUGCCUCAGACCCACACUGAACUUCUCACACACUGGCUUUGUGGGCACCAACGCUGACCUCUACACACUCAGCCCCUUCAUUCCACUGCAGAUUCUGAAGGACCACGCCCUGAGCAUGUUAACAGAGGCCGUACAAGACGGAGGCCAGGCAAUGCGUGACCCUGUAGGGGGCAGUGUGGAGUUCCAUUUUGUUCCUAUCCUGAAGCUGAUCAGUACGCUGCUCAUCAUGGGUGUGUUUGAGGACGAGGACGUGAAACACAUCCUCAAACUCAUCGAGCCCACCGUGUUCCGGGAGGACAAAGGCUCUCACGUGGCAGAGGACAAGAGCAGAGAAGGAGAAGAGCAGCAGAUUGCUUCGAAAGAGGAGAGAAUGGAAGUGAAGGAAAAAGAGGAAGCGGUGGAUGAGUGGACUGAGGACGAAGGGAUGGUAGAGGAGGAAGAGGAGGAAGAGGAGCAGGAAGAAGAGGAGGAAGACCAGACAGAACGUGAAGAUGAGGACGAGCACCCGGCACCUGAAAAAUCUGACAAAGAGAAAGCCAAGCACAGAGGGGCGGAGCCUAAAGCUGAGCUGGAGGCUGGGCCUACAGUGGGGAAGGAGGAGCCAAAAGAGGAAGAGGAAGUUGGGGAAGGUCUUCUGCAUAUGAAACUCCCAGAAUCUGUAAAGUUGCAGAUGUGUACUUUGCUGCAGUAUUUCUGUGACUGUGAGCUGCGUCACCGUGUCGAGGCCAUCGUGGCUUUCUCUGAUAGGUUCGUCACUCAGGUGCAGUCCAAUCAGAGGCUGCGGUAUAAUGAGCUCAUGCAGGCCUUUACCAUGACCGCUGCCGAGACGGCUCGCAAGACCAGAGAGUUCCGUUCACCACCACAAGAACAGGUGAACAUGCUGAUGAAUUUUAAGAAUUGCCCAGAUGAAGAGGACACUCCUGUUCCUGAGGAAAUCCGUGCUGAACUUCAGAUGUUUCACAGUGACCUACUGGGUCAUUGUGGUAUUCAUGUUGAGGAAGAAGAGGAGGAAGAGCACGUGGACACGUCUCUGCGUGGACGGUUCUUUAGGUUACUUGAAAAAGUGAAGCGACUACGAAGGAGAAAGCAGGAGACAGAGCUGGAGCCAGAAGAGGAGAAGAAACCCAGUACUUUACAGGAGCUGAUCUCACACACCAUGAUCCACUGGGCUCAGGAGUCCUUCAUCCAGGACCCCGAGCUGGUGCGGCUCAUGUUCAGCCUGCUGCACCGGCAGUAUGACGCUCUAGGAGAACUGAUCAGAGCUUUGCCCAAAGCCUACACCAUCAACGCCGUGUCCAUGCAGGACACUAUGGAGCUACUGGAGUGUCUCAGCCAGAUCCGCUCACUGCUCAUCGUCCAGAUGGGUCCUGAGGAGGAGAGGCUCAUGAUCCAGAGCAUCGGUAACAUUAUGAACAACAGAGUGUUUUACCAACACCCCAAUCUGAUGAGAGCACUGGGCAUGCACGAGACCGUCAUGGAGGUCAUGGUUAAUGUCCUGGGAGGUGGAGACUCGAAGGAGAUCCGUUUCCCUCGCAUGGUGACCAACUGCUGUCGUUUCCUGUGUUAUUUCUGUCGAAUCAGCCGUCAGAAUCAACGCUCCAUGUUCGAUCACCUGAGUUACCUGCUGCAGAACAGCGGCAUUGGCCUGGGUAUGCGAGGUUCUACACCUCUUGAUGUGGCUGCAGCUUCCUGUAUUGAUAACAACGAGCUGGCGCUGGCUCUUCAGGAGCAGGACCUGGAGAAGGUGGUGAAGUAUCUGGCUGGCUGUGGGCUGCAGAGUUGCCCCAUGCUCCUGUCAAAAGGUUACCCUGAUAUCGGCUGGAACCCGUGCGGAGGAGAAAAAUACCUGGACUUCCUCAGAUUUGCUGUCUUUGUUAAUGGAGAGAGUGUGGAGGAGAACGCUAACGUGGUGGUGCGUCUCCUGAUCAGACGGCCCGAGUGUUUCGGCCCCGCGCUCAGAGGAGAGGGAGGUAAUGGACUUCUGGCUGCUAUCGAAGAAGCCAUUAAGAUCUCAGAGGAUCCGGCUAGAGACGGACCCAGUGUGAAGAAGGACAGACGCUUCCCUAUGUUUGGAGGAGAAGAGCAACACGAGGAGAACAGAGUUCAUCUGGGAAACGCCAUCAUGUCCUUCUACGCCGCUCUCAUCGACCUGCUGGGACGCUGCGCUCCCGAAAUGCACUUGAUCCAGGCUGGGAAAGGAGAAGCUCUGAGGAUCAGGGCCAUUCUCAGGUCUCUGGUUCCCAUUGAGGACCUGGUAGGUGUUAUCAGUCUUCCCCUGCAGAUACCUGCGUUUGGGAAAGAUAACAGUAUUAUUGAGCCAAAGAUGUCUGCCAGUUUUGUCCCGGACCACAAGGCCCCCAUGGUGCUGUUCCUGGACAGAGUCUAUGGCAUCGAUAACCAGGAUUUCCUCCUACAUGUGCUGGAAGUAGGAUUCCUGCCUGAUAUGCGAGCUGCUGCGUCUCUGGACACGGCUGCCUUCAGUACCACAGAGAUGGCUCUGGCUCUGAACCGUUACCUUUGUUCGGCCGUGCUGCCUCUCAUCACUAAAUGUGCUCCUCUGAUUGCUGGCACCGAUCACCGCGCUAUCAUGAUCGACUCCAUGCUGCACACCAUCUACAGGCUGUCCCGAGGACGCUCGCUCACUAAAGCUCAGAGGGACGUCAUUGAGGAGUGUCUCAUGUCUCUGUGCAGAUAUCUGCGACCAUCUAUGCUUCAGCACCUUCUGAGAAGAUUGGUGUUCGACGUGCCGAUUCUAAACGCAUACGCCAAAAUGCCCCUGAAGUUGUUGACAAAUCAUUACGAACGCUGCUGGAAAUAUUACUGCCUGCCCAACGGCUGGGCCAACUUUGGUGUGUCAUCAGAGGAAGAGCUUCACCUGACUCGCAAACUCUUCUGGGGAAUCUUUGAAUCUCUGGCACACAAGAAAUUUGAUGCAGAAUUGUUUAAGAUCGCGAUGCCCUGCAUCUGUGCCAUCGCCGGUGCCAUACCUCCUGAUUAUGUGGAUGCCAGUUACUCUUCUAAAACAGAGAAGAAAGCGUCUGUGGAUGCAGAGGGAAACUUUGACCCCAAACCGGUGGACACGACCAACACCAUAAUUCCUGAGAAACUGGACGGAUUUAUCAACAGAUACGCAGAGUACACUCAUGAUAAAUGGGCGUUCGAGAAGAUCCAGAACAACUGGACAUUUGGUGAAGUGCUGGAUGAAAACGCCAAGACUCAUCCGAUGCUCAGACCAUACAAAACCUUCUCUGAGAAGGAUAAAGAAAUUUACCGCUGGCCCAUUAAAGAGUCCAUAAAGGCGGUGAUAGCCUGGGAGUGGACGCUCGACAAAGCCAGAGAUGGAGACGAAGACCGAGGAGAGAAGAAAGCGGCACGGAAAAUCUCUCAGACUGCACAGGCGACGUACGACCCGAGCCACGGCUACAACCCUCAGCCCAUUAACAUCUCUGGCAUGACUCUGUCCCGUGAGCUACAGUCCAUGGCAGAGCAGCUGGCUGAGAAUUACCACAACACCUGGGGGCGCAAGAAGAAGAUGGAGCUGCAGGCCAAGGGUGGUGGGACUCACCCUCUGCUCGUUCCCUACGACACGCUAACGGCCAAAGAGAAAGCUCGUGACCGGGAGAAGGCACACGAUCUGCUGAGGUUCCUGCAGCUGAAUGGAUACGCAGUGACGAGAGGGCUGAAAGACAUGGAAAGCGACAUUUCCUCCAUUGAGAAGCGUUUUGCUUAUGGAUUCUUACAGAAACUCCUCAAGUGGAUGGACAUUGCUCAGGAGUUCAUCGCUCAUCUCGAGGCGGUGGUCAGCAGCGGUCGUGUAGAGAAAUCGCCUCAUGAACAGGAGAUAAAAUUCUUUGCGAAGAUCCUCUUGCCUUUGAUAAAUCAGUACUUUAAGAACCACUGCCUGUAUUUUUUGUCCACUCCUGCUAAGAUCCUGGGCAGUGGUGGUCAUGCCUCUAAUAAGGAGAAAGAAAUGAUCGCCAGUAUAUUCUGUAAGAUGUCCGCUCUGGUGAGACACAGAGUUUUUCUCUUCGGCACUGACGCUCCUGCUAUUGUAAACUGUCUCCACAUCCUCGCUCGCUCACUCGACGCCAGAACAGUGAUGAAGUCAGGACCUGAGAUUGUGAAGGCCGGGCUGAGAUCUUUCUUUGAGAGUGCAGCUGAUGACAUCGAAAAGAUGGUGGAGAACCUCAAACUGGGCAAAGUGUCCAAAGGCAACCAGCCGGUGAAAGGCGUGUCUCAGAAUAUAAACUACACUACUGUGGCCCUGCUGCCGGUCCUCACUUCACUGUUUGAUCACAUCGCACAGCACCAGUUUGGAGAUGAUGUCAUACUGGAUGACCUACAGAUGUCCUGCUACAGGAUCAUGUGCAGCAUUUACUCUCUCGGCACCGUCAAAACUCCUCAUGCUGAAAGACACAGGCCGGCUCUGGGAGAGUGUUUAGCUCAUUUAGCUGCAGCGAUGCCUGUGGCUUACCUUGAACCUCAUCUGAAUGAGUACAACGCCUUCUCUGUGUACACCACCAAAACCCCCAGAGAGAGAGCCAUCCUGGGUCUGCCUAAUGAAGUGCAGGAGUUGUGUUUGGACAUCCCCGAGUUGGAUUUGUUGAUAAGGGAGAUCAGUCACCUGGCUGAAUCAGGUGCACGCUACACUGAGAUGCCCCACGUGAUAGAGGUAACCCUACCCAUGCUAUGUAACUAUCUGCCCCGCUGGUGGGAGAGGGGUGUAGAAAACCAUCCUGAGCUGGAGGGCAAACUCUGCACCCACGUCACGUCGGAGCAUCUCAACCAGCUUCUGGGCAGCAUCAUGAAGAUUGUCGUCAACAACCUGGGCAUUGACGAGGCUCCAUGGAUGAAGAGACUGGCAGUGUUCUCUCAGCCGAUCGUGAGCAGAGCGAAGCCUGAAAUGCUCAAGUCUCACUUCAUCCCCACCAUGGAGAAGCUGAAGAAGCGAACUGCAAAGGUUGUGGCUGAGGAGGAGCACCUGCGCAUGGAGGGCAAAAUGGAGGGUGACGAGGAGGAGGGAACCAUACGGGACGAGUUUGCUGUCCUCUGCAGAGAUCUAUAUGCCCUUUACCCUCUGCUUAUUCGCUACGUCGACAACAACAGAGCGAGGUGGUUAACCUGUCCUGACCCUGAUGCUGAGGAACUGUUCCGUAUGGUGGGAGAGGUCUUUAUCUUCUGGUCCAAAUCUCAUAACUUUAAGCGUGAGGAGCAGAACUUUGUGGUUAUGAACGAGAUAAACAACAUGUCCUUCCUCACCGCUGACAGUAAGAGUAAGAUGAGUAAGGCCGGAAACACUGAGGCUGGUGGCUCUGAUGUAGAACGCACUAAGAAGAAGAGGCGUGGAGAUCGUUACUCUGUGCAGACCUCUCUGAUCGUGGCUGCGCUGAAGAAGAUGCUUCCCAUCGGACUCAACAUGUGCUCUCCUGCUGAUCACGAGCUCAUUAACCUCGCCAAGUUCCGCUAUUCUCUGAAAGACACAGAUGAAGAGGUGAGAGAGGUUCUUCAGAACAACCUGCAUCUUCAGGGCAAGGUGGAGGAUCCUUCCAUGCGAUGGCAGAUGGCUCUGUACAAGAUGAUGGCAGGAAAGGCAGAUGAUGCUGACGCUCCUGAGAAAGUGGUGAAGAGAGUGCAGGAGGUUGCAGCAGUGCUUUACCACAUCGAGGUGACGGAGCAUCCCUUCAAAUCCAAAAAGAUGGUUUGGCACAAGCUGCUGUCCAAACAGAGACGGCGUGCCGUGGUGGCCUGCUUCAGGAUGACUCCACUGUACAACCUGCCCAGCCAUCGAGCCUCCAACAUGUUCCUUGAUGGAUAUAAAAGAAACUGGCUCAGAACUGAAGGCCUCUCGUUUGAAGACAGGAUGAUCGAUGACCUAUCAAAAGCCAUGGAGGAAGAGGAGGAGGAAGAGGAGGAGAAGGAGACGAAGCCCGAUCCUCUACAUCAGCUCAUCCUUCACUUCAGCCGCACGGCUCUCACAGAGAAAAGCAAACUGGAUGUGGAUCAUCUGUACAUGGCGUACGCUGACAUCAUGGCAAAGAGCUGCCACAUUGGUGAGGAGGAUGAAGGUGGGGAUGAAGAUCAGGAGGGAGAUCAAGAGGAAAUGUCGUUUGAGGUGCGACAGUCAGAGACGGAGAAAGAGAUGGAGAAACAGAGGCUCCUGUAUCAACAGUCUCGUCUACAUAACCGUGGAGCUGCAGAGAUGGUGCUGCAAAUGAUCAGUGCAUGUAAAGGUGAAACUGGCUGCAUGGUGUCAUCUACUCUAAAGCUGGGGAUCUCCAUCCUGAACGGGGGGAACAGUGAUGUGCAGCAGAAAAUGUUGGAUUAUCUGAAGGACAAAAAGGACGUUGGCUUUUUCCUCAGCAUGCAGACUCUGAUGCAGACCUGCUGUGUGUUGGACCUGAACGCUUUUGAGAGACAGAAUAAGGCUGAAGGUUUGGGGAUGGUGUCAGAGGAGGGAACAAACAUGAAGCUAGAACGGGGUGAGAAAGUGAUGGCUGAUGAUGAGUUCACCUGUGACCUGUUCCGCUUCCUACAGCUGCUCUGUGAAGGACACAAUAACGAUUUCCAGAAUUAUCUCAGAACACAGACAGGGAGCACUACAACCAUCAACAUCAUCAUCUGCACUGUCGAUUACCUGCUGCGCCUACAGGAGUCCAUCAGUGACUUUUACUGGUAUUACUCUGGUAAAGAGAUCAUAGACGAGCCGGGAAAGAGAAACUUCUCUAAAGCCAUGACUGUGGCCAAGCAGGUGUUCAACACACUCACUGAGUACAUACAGGGUCCCUGUACAGGUAAUCAGCAGUCUUUAGCUCACAGCAGGCUUUGGGAUGCUGUUGUUGGCUUUCUUCAUGUUUUUGCCCACAUGAUGAUGAAGCUGGCUCAGGACUCGAGUCAGAUCGCUCUGCUGAAGGAGCUGCUGGACCUGCAGAAGGACAUGGUGGUCAUGCUGCUUUCUCUGCUCGAGGGCAAUAUAGUAAACGGCACAAUUGCUCGUCAGAUGGUGGACAUGCUGGUCGAAUCUUCCAGUAAUGUUGAGAUGAUCCUCAAGUUCUUUGAUAUGUUCCUCAAACUGAAAGACAUUGUUGCUUCUGGCUCUUUCCGUGACUGUGUAACCGAUCCCCGAGGACUGAUCUCCAAAAAGGACUUCCAGAAAGCCAUGGACAGUCAAAAACAGUACACGCCCUCAGAGAUCCAGUUCCUUCUGUCCUGCUCUGAAGCCGACGAGAACGAGAUGAUCAACUACGCGGAAUUCGCGAGCCGAUAUCAGGAGCCGGCAAAAGACAUCGGGUUCAACAUCGCAGUGCUCCUGACAAACCUUUCCGAGCAUGUCCCGCACGACACCAGGCUUAAGAACUUCCUGGAACAAGCCGAGAACGUCCUGAACUACUUCAGACCGUUUUUGGGAAGGAUCGAGAUCAUGGGUGCGAGCAGGAAGAUCGAGAGGAUCUAUUUCGAGAUCAGUGAGGUCAACAGAAAGCAGUGGGAGAUGCCUCAGGUCCGAGAGUCCAAACGGCAGUUUAUUUUCGACGUCGUCAACGAAGGCGGAGAAUCUGAGAAGAUGGAGCUUUUUGUAAAUUUCUGUGAGGACACCAUCUUUGAGAUGAACAUUGCCUCACAGAUCUCAGAGAAGGAUGAAGAAGAGAAAGAAGAAGAUGAUGAGGAAGUAGAUGAAGGAAAUGAGACAGGAGGAGGUGGAGCUGAUGAUGAAGAUGGUGAUAAAAGCCAAUCAGAGUCGAGCUCCGCUUUUGCAGACUUCCUGAACAGCGUGGUUCACUUCAUGGGCAUGUUCACCUUCCGUAAUCUGCGCAAACAGUACAGACGGCUUAGAAAGAUGACCAUCAAAGAGAUCAUCUUCGGUAUUGCUACCUUCCUCUGGACCAUCUUAUUGGGUGUGUUCUUCUUCAUUUUCAGCCUGUGUAAAGGUUUCUUCCUGAUUGUUUGGCACACGCUUUUCGGAGGCAGUUUGGUUGAAGGAGCCAAAAACCUCACGGUGACUGAACUCCUGGCCAGCAUGCCUGACCCCACUCAGGACGAAGUGCAUGGAGACCUUCCUGGAGAACCAGGAAGUGGUGAAGAACAGGAAACUGGAGGAGUAACGGAUUCUACUGAGGCAGCACAAGGAGAAGAAGAAGAUGAAGACAGCACAGAGCAAGAUGUAGGAAAAAUCCCAGGUAUUGAUACCCCUGGGGGUCUGGGAGAUAUGGGAGAUACGACUCCUCUUGAACCACCAACUCCAGAGGGUUCUCCUUUAACCAAGAGGAAGAUGCAGCCAGAGGAAGGAGGAACCGAGCAGGUAGAAGCUCCUGUAGAGCCUCCACCAGAGCCAGAGAAAUCUGACACUGAAAAUGGAAAGAAACUGGAGAAAGAAGCUGAGCAGAAGACAGAGGAGCCACAGGAACAAGUCCGGGUCCAGAAGCGCAGCAAGGCUAAGAAAGAGAAACCGAGAGUCCGAGACGGAGGAUUUGAGCUGUGGAACGAGCUGGACGUCCAGAGGAAUAAAUUUAUGAAUUAUCUGUCUCGCAACUUCUACAACCUCCGUUUCCUGGCUCUGUUUAUCGCCUUUGCCCUGAACUUCAUCCUGCUCUUCUACAGGGUGUCAGACACACCUCCAGGUGAUGAGCUUGAAGGUGUGUUUGAGGGUUCUGGGCUUUUUGAUGGUUCGGGUGAACAGCUGGAUGGCUCUGGAUCGGAUGAUAUGGGGGGUGAUGAGGAUGAUGAUGGUGAUGAUGAAGGCCCUGUGUAUUUCUUUCUGGAGGAGAGCACAGGAUACAUGCAGCCCACUCUGUCCUUCCUUGCCAUCAUACACACCGUCAUCUCCUUCAUCUGCAUCAUCGGAUACAACUGUCUCAAGAUACCACUGGUGAUCUUUAAGCGAGAGAAGGAGCUGGCGAGGAAGCUGGAGUUUGAUGGUCUUUACAUCACUGAUCAGCCUGAAGACGAUGAUAUUAAAGGACAGUGGGACAGACUCGUGCUCAACACACCCUCGUUUCCUAAUAACUACUGGGACAAAUUUGUCAAACGCAAGGUCCUGGAUAAAUAUGGUGAUAUAUACGGACGAGAGCGAAUCGCAGAGCUGUUGGGGAUGGACCUCGCCACGCUGGACGUCAGCAAACAACAGUCUGAGAAAAAACCACAAGAACCAGAUAACUCCAUGUUCGCCUGGAUCGCUGCAGUUGAUAUGAAGUAUCAGGUGUGGAAGUUUGGGGUCGUGUUUACAGACAACACGUUUCUCUACCUGGUGUGGUACACGGUGAUGUCGCUGCUCGGACACUACAACAACUUCUUCUUUGCGUGUCACCUGCUGGACAUCGCCAUGGGCGUGAAGACUCUGCGCACCAUCCUGUCCUCCGUCACUCACAACGGCAAGCAGCUGAUGAUGACAGUGGGUCUGUUAGCCGUGGUUGUGUAUCUCUACACUGUGGUUGCAUUUAAUUUCUUCCGCAAAUUCUACAACAAGAGUGAGGAUGAGGACGAACCUGACAUGAAGUGUGACGACAUGAUGACAUGUUAUCUGUUCCACAUGUAUGUUGGAGUGAGAGCAGGUGGAGGUAUCGGUGAUGAGAUUGAAGAUCCAGCAGGUGAUGAGUAUGAACUUUACCGUGUAGUUUUCGACAUCACCUUCUUCUUCUUUGUCAUCGUCAUUCUGCUGGCCAUCAUUCAGGGUUUAAUUAUCGAUGCCUUCGGUGAGCUGAGAGACCAGCAGGAGCAGGUCAAAGAAGACAUGGAGACUAAAUGUUUUAUCUGUGGAAUUGGGAGUGAUUACUUUGACACGACUCCACACGGCUUUGAGACACACACCUUAGAGGAACACAACCUGGCCAACUACCUGUUCUUCCUGAUGUACCUGAUCAACAAAGAGGAGACAGAGCACACAGGGCAGGAGUCAUACGUGUGGAAGAUGUAUCAGGAACGCUGCUGGGAUUUCUUUCCUGCUGGUGACUGUUUUAGAAAGCAGUAUGAGGAUCAGCUGGGAUAAAUUCACACACACACACACACACACACACACACACACACACACACACACACACACACACACACACACACA